AUGGGUAGGGGAAGGAAAAGAAAGGGCUAUGUUGCCUUCAAGGGUCGUGGACCGGCUGACCACGGAUUCACUUCACAGGGCGGCGCUUCUGGUAUAGGUCUCGCAACCGUACAGGCCCUACAUCGACUGGGGGCAAAUGUCUAUGUUGCGGACUACGCCGACAAGACACCAGCAAACUUUCCAAGCUCCACGGAGCAGAGCACCGUUCAAUUCUUCGGCCGCUGCGACAUCUCCAGACGGGAAGAUUGCCACAACUUCAUCAGCUCUAUCCCCGGCCGCCUGGACGGCGUGGUGAAUUGCGCGGGUAUCGCCAAAACCGAAGGGCGGAUUGCGACGGACGAGCUGUGGAACAGGACCAUCGCGGUCAACCUUACAGGCACGUGGAAUAUGUCGACCGAAGCUGUUCUCCGAAUGUCCAAACAAGACGUCCGAACGUCCAGCAACGGUCCGUUCGUCGGCACCACGAACAAGUCGGUCGGACAAGGCGCGAUUGUGAACAUCUCAUCGGGCGCCGGGUUCAGAGGACACCCGGAGUUGGCGGCGUACUGUGCGAGCAAACACGGCGUGCAUGGGGUGACAAAAGCCAUGUCGAAGGACUGGCCGCACAUCAGGAUGAAUGUGGUUGCUCCAGGAGUGAUCAAGACCCCGAUCAUAGGCAACACCCCAGAAGUGGCAGCCAAGAUCCAAGAAAAGCUGGAGGCCGUGGGCAAGAAAAUGGGACUGCCGGAGGAUGUUGCGGACGUUGUUAUCUUCCUGUUGAGCGAUGCCAGUGCCUGGAUGACGGGGCAGGUUCUAUCUAUCAACGGCGGCAGUGACUGA
Exophiala spinifera is the source of this 819-nucleotide messenger RNA. RefSeq lists its product as uncharacterized. The coding region runs from base 1 to 819 and encodes 272 amino acids. The transcript is spliced from 3 exons. Gene Ontology annotation, molecular function: oxidoreductase activity. Lineage: Eukaryota; Fungi; Ascomycota; Eurotiomycetes; Chaetothyriales; Herpotrichiellaceae. The record is from RefSeq and is a predicted model, not a curated record.